Opisthorchis viverrini is the source of this 885-nucleotide messenger RNA. RefSeq lists its product as hypothetical. Lineage: Eukaryota; Metazoa; Platyhelminthes; Trematoda; Opisthorchiida; Opisthorchiidae. The annotation marks the transcript as partial. The record is from RefSeq and is a predicted model, not a curated record. The transcript has 2 exons.
GGAAGAGAUGCAGUUUCUACACAGUGCCUCAGGUUCGUAAAGUUUCUAGCCUGGAAACAGAGGGUUAACGUAGCUCUCAACUACUUUAACCCGAAAGGAAAACUAACGGUGUAUUUCAUCCAACCCAAAAGAAUAGUCUUCUCUGCACGGCCAUUUUCAGUGUCCAUCUCACUUACCAGUGGUUACAAACGAGGCUACAAAUUUGGCUUGGGAGAAGGAAGAGUUGCAACGGGACGCUUUUACAGGGGCGGCUACGGAGAUGCCACUGGAAACGAAGUGUCCGGAUAUGACUAUGAUUUGGAAGGUGAGUUGAGCGGAAGCGGCAGUUCCACCCACGCCGGCCGAUUUGGAAAUCAGAGACACGAGGAGGAUGAUGGAUUCUACACACAAGGCGGGAGUUACUACAUGAGUGGUAAGGCUCGCCGUGACGAUGAUUAUGGCAUCACCGCUGGUCUGAAGGCCAAAGGAAAUUUCUACGGCACUGGUACUGAGGGCGAAGGAAGCCAAUAUGAGCAAGUGACCACUUUCCGUCGUGGCGGCGGACACGACACAAAAGGGAAGAAGAAACACUACAAUGAGUACAACAGUUACGGCCAGGCCAUGAAAUACGGUGACAAGAAGGUUGCCAACAACUUCAACCUUCGCGGCUCACUGAAAGCCAAGGGCAAGUUUGAUGGUUACGGCAAGAGUGACGUGUCCAGUGAAUUUGACAAAUACGGCAAGUAUGGAUAUUCUGGCAGUUCCAAAGGUUAUGGAGGUCGUGAUGUCUACGGAAAACUUAAGGGCAAAAGCGAGUAUGACGCCUAUGGCAAGCUAAAGGGUUACGGUGCACAGAACGACUACUCCAAAUACGGUCGUCAUGCGGACUACGACACUCUCGGUUAU